AUGGCAGUCUUCUUUGAGUACCGACUUCUUACUUGGGUCACACACUCACGUUCCCUCCAGAAGUUCGAAUGCAAGUACACCCUCCGCAAGCAUACCAAGCCAUUGAACACACUCAAACUUAGUGGGGAUGCUCGAAUGUUAUUAAGUGGUGGGGAUGAUGGACAACUUUUAAUCUGGAAUGUGACGAAAGGGUCUCUCCACCAAGCAAUAUUGGUUGUUUUUAAUGGACCCGUCUGUGUGGCUAUCUGGACUCCCAUUUCCCCAGAAGGACCAAUGACUUCAUUCGCCUUUGGCUGUGCCGAUGGCCGAGUCUUUGUCUACCAACGAACUGAUGAAACCGGGUCUUACCGCCUCAGUUGCUCGAUACCUGCCCACAAUAACCACAUUGAGGCCCUCGCGUUUGAUAUGAACCAUCAUCGCCUUGCAUCAGUGGGGACUGGUACAGCAAAGGUGUGGCAGAUAGAUUCAGAUGGCCACCUGAAACUGCUGCAUGCCCUUACCCCCAAACCAUUUGUUGUUCGCAGUGUAGAUUUUCUUGACUGA
Laccaria bicolor S238N-H82 is the source of this 543-nucleotide messenger RNA. RefSeq lists its product as uncharacterized. The transcript is spliced from 4 exons. Gene Ontology annotation, molecular function: protein binding. Lineage: Eukaryota; Fungi; Basidiomycota; Agaricomycetes; Agaricales; Hydnangiaceae. Bases 1 to 543 code for a protein of 180 amino acids. The record is from RefSeq and is a predicted model, not a curated record.